AUUCUUCGUUCUGCCGGCCUCUUGUCCUUCCCCAUCCUGUCCCCGUCCUGGAUUUGACUUCCUCCCUCUAACCCUCUUUCGUCUCCCCGACCUUUUCACACUUCAUCUCUCUAUCCUUUCCUCUUCCUCUUCCUCUCCCAAUACCAACACGGCUUUUCACUCAUAUUUCCCCCCGCUGUCCACCCUGGCCACAAUCGCUGUUUAUUUGCUCCAAAUCACGGGACCUCGUUAGUCCUGCACAGCAAUUGCCCGCCCUAGUCACCCGCGGCACGUUCGCGCCUGACCUGGCCUCGCGGCAUCGACGCUAUAUCGACAUUUCUUCCCGCCCACCACCUUCUUGUCCUCUCUUCCACCCUAGCAACCAUCUACCUUUUAUUUUAUCAACAUCACCUUCGUCGCAACGAAUCUAAAUCACUUCAUUUAUCUACGUUGACGUGCUUACCCCCUCACACACGUACACACGUUUCAUCUUGCUAUUGGCUGCUCCCAAAUUUUGUUUGGCAUUCCGUCCUGGCGCUGCAGCCUCCUCUUGCAGCAGGGCAGUCGUUCCGAGUAGUCCUGGGUGAGGGCAACCAUGCGAUAAUUCAGCGCUUCUCCCCCCAGCAAUCUUCAUCCACGACUCGCUAUGUCGACAGAUGAGAAUGGCUCUGUCGUAGCUGUGCCUCCACCAUCUCCUCCCAAAGAACCUCCAGCCAACCCUGAGCCACCUCAGAAUCAUGGGUCGCCAAGCGUGCCUCCCGACAGUAUGGACGUUUCGCCUGCACCCGAACCUGCGGCACCCCUCGACACGCCUCAGUCCCAACCUAUGACUGCCACAGCGUCAUCUUCAUCUCAACAUCCUCCUGCAGAAAACGUCGACGCCAAUGGCACCUCUGCUACAAACUAUGGCACUCGCUCUAGAAACCGUACUGGCGGCCAGCGUAUCAACUACGCAGAGGACAAGGACUUGGACAUCGAACUGGAGGCCCUGACAAAGCCUCAAAGGGCCAGCAAGAGAACUUCGGCUGCCGCGAGCGAAACACACAAUUCAACCUCAAAUCUGGCAUCCGCCUCCGCUAGCAACGAUACUCCUGCAGCUGUUGCAUCUACCCCCUCCUCCGCACCCACUCCAGCACCAGCCUCUGCCCCUGCACCCUCAAAGAAAAGAAAACAUCCUGGCGGUCACCACUCGGCCGGCACGACCUCAGGCUCAUCGCGGUCUAAGCAUACUGCGUCGAUUCCAUUCAAAGGCUAUGUCGAAACAAACAUGAUGAGCUUCACCAAGUGUGGUUACAGGCUGAACGCCAAACAGCAGCUGGUCGCCAAUGAUGGGACGACCAUUCAAGCAAAUGACCACGUUUAUUUCGUCUGCGAACCUCCUGGAGAGCCCUACUACCUUGCCCGAAUCAUGGAAUUCCUGCACCAAAAGAAUGAUCCUGAGGCCCCCAUCGAUGCUAUGCGUGUCAACUGGUACUAUCGCCCCAAAGAUAUCCUGCGAAGGGUACAAGAUACCCGCGUCGUCUUUGCUUCGAUGCAUUCCGACACAUGUCCAUUGACCUCAAUUCGAGGAAAGUGCAACAUUCAGCAUCUGUCCGACGUCGGCAACCUGGACGAAUACCGAACUCAGCAAGAUUCAUUCUGGUUUGACAAGUUGUACGACCGCUACAUGCACCGUUAUUACGAGGUGAUCCCUGUCCGCAAGGUCGUCAAUGUUCCACAACGGGUCAAGACAGUUUUGGAUCAGAGAUGGAAAUUUGUCCUUGUCGAAAUAGGUCGGGGGAGGGAAUUGACAAGCGAUAGCAAGAAAUGUACUCGCUGUGAACAAUUUGCCAGUAAUCACGACUCGGUGGAUUGCGCAGUUUGCAAAAAGACGUACCACAUGCAAUGCGUCCGGCCUCCGUUACUGAAAAAGCCCGCUCGCGGUUUCGCCUGGGCCUGUGCCGCCUGUAGCCGUGCACAGGAACUCAGGCUGGACUCUCGGAACACUCCUGCCGGAUCCGAUGCUGCCUUUGGCGACGAUGACGAUUUAAUGGAUGACGACGAGGAUGACGGUGGUCCCAAGGUUCAGGAGACCAGGGAAAGCAGUGUCACCCAAGAAACUCCUACAGAACCCACCCCUGACCAAAUUUUCCAGGCCAACUUGUGGCCUUGGAGAUAUUUAGGAAUUCACUCCCGGGUCGAAGAUGCACUCGACUAUGACGACCGGAUUUAUCCUCGAGCAAGUUCGAGACUUGGUCCGCGACACCAAGCCAAUGUCAAUAUCUGGCAUGGUCGCCCAGUCGAAAUGGUCAAACCGGCCGAAAUAAAACGCAAGUACAAGAGCGUGCACCUAAAGGGGAGCAAGUCGGCCAAAGACACCGGCACCGAUACCGACAAAGACCAGCGUCAAAAGCGUCCCAAAUGGGUCAUGGACGAACCGCCGGGAUAUAUAGCUCGUGGGCAUGAUGAGCCCGUUGAGAUCAAGGGCAAGAAAGAGCAUACGGCUCAGCUUAUCUUCAAGAUGCCGAGUGUCUCUCGUUCUACCGAACGUGGCAACGACGAUGUGGCCACGCCAAACGACUAUGGGAAGAUUGUCGAUGAAUACACGGAAAAGGUGAAGCCGAUUGCCGCACAGUAUCACGUGCUCGAUUGUUCCGUCGAUUUCUUGACAAAAGCUGUGGAGAAAUUACACGAGAAGGAUUUCAACAUCGAGGAAGCCCUUCAGGCCAUGAAGAACCUGUCUCUGAAAGCCGACUUGAAACAGCCCGAUCUGAAUCGGGAAGAAAUCAAACGAUUCGAGGAAGGAGUUGCCAAAUAUGGCAGUGAGCUACACGCAGUCGCUCGUCACGUUGGCGGCAAUGUCAAGGAAUCUCGAAUUGUCAGAUUCUACUACAUGUGGAAGAAGACCGAUCGCGGACGCCAGAUAUGGGGUAGCUUUGAGGGCCGGCGCUCGAAAAAAGAAUCUAAACGGGUUGACAAAGAGGGUAAUGUCACCAAGUUGCUUGACGAUGUCGCGGACGACCAUGAUGAUUCCGCGUUCGACGACGAUAAGGCGGUCCAAAAGAAACGCGGCUUCGAAUGCAAGUUCUGCGCUACUCGCCAUUCUCGACAGUGGAGGCGAGCACCUGGAACUCCUCCUGGUACCCUGAUUCCAAAAGAUGCAUCAUCCAAGAACAGCAAAGACAAAAGCAAUUGGUUGACACUAGCGCUAUGUGGGAGAUGCGCCUAUCUAUGGCGGAAGUACGCGGUGCAGUACGAGGACAUUGAAGAAAUCUCGAAGAAAAUCGCAUCAUCAGGUAGCAGAGCCGCAAAGAGGAAAGUCGAUGAAGAACUUCUCCGACUCAUCCUUGAAGCACAUCAAAUGUCCGGCGAUCCUAUCCCCCCUCGAGCCGUGGACGAGGUCAAUAAAGCUGGACUCGAAGUCCCCGCCAACAUUAUUCAGCCUGAUGAGCCUCCCAAAAAGAAAGCGAAAGGUGACAAGGAUACAACUGCGCAUGGCACGCCCGAUGUCGUGCCAGAAAAGAAGAAGGCGGUACCGGAGAAACCGCAAGAACCACCACCGUUGGAGCCUGACCCACCCAAGGUGAAAAUUCACCCAUGUGCGGUUUGCCAUGUCAUCGAUGUCCCCAAUCAGCAAUUGCUUAAGUGUCGAGAUUGCCGUUUGCAUGUCCACGGAGCAUGUUAUGGAGUGGGAGAGAAGUCAAGCACAGGACCAUGGUACUGCGACAUGUGCAGGAAUGAUCAUGUGCUGCAGGUCUCGACCACUUAUGAGUGUGUUCUCUGUCCCGUCAAGUACACUCAACAAGAUCUUAUGGAGCCGGUGAAACCUACUCACAAGAAAAAGACCGAGCGCGAUCGCGAAAAGGAGCGCAUGGAACGCGAAAUCAUCCAAGAAGCUAGCAGAAGAUGGCGAAUGGAACAAGAGAGCGCUGGACGUCCCGUUAAUCCCAGGGAAGCUUUAAAGAGGACCGCUUGGAACAAUUGGAUUCACAUCACUUGUGCUCUUUGGACAAAGGAAAUCAAGUUUGGCAAUGCGGAGAUGCUGGAUGAUGCCGAAGGUGUUGGUUUCAUACCACCGGAUCGAUUCGAACCCAUCUGCAAAAUUUGCGAAGCCAAUGGUCUUCCGACUAUCAAAUGUCAUCAAUCCAACUGCAACUCCUUUUUCCACGUUGGGUGUGCCCAUCAGGCAGGCUAUCAAUUUGGAUUUGACGUGGUCCCCGUCAAAGGCAGUCGAAGAGACUUGGUCAACGUCAUGAGACUUGGUCCUGAGACCGGGGUCGUCACAGCAGCUAUCUGGUGUCCCAAUCAUGGUCCCCAGGGCCAGUUUCAUGAUAUGCUCGAAUCCACCGAGACAGGACUGACGGCUAUGCAAUUGUUCGCCCGCACUUACAAGCAAGUGGACACUUCGGUGACUGGCACUGUGCGAAGAGCAGCUCAGUUCACUUUCAACAAUCCGAUCACUGCACCUGCCGUACAACCACCCCAAAGACGAGUUUCUACCAUCAACGGCGUGAUCAAUGGUGGCCAUUCUCUAUCGGACAAGCAACCUGGCCAAGAUCUCAGAGCAUCCCCAGAAGCCGAGUCAUCACGGGCGUCCGAGGAUGGUCCAAGUGAACCCAGGGCGUUCGAAGCCAGGAAAUCAAACGGAAGCAAGAAGUGUUGCUCUUGUUUCACUGAUGUAAGUCCUAAAUGGUGGCCAAUGAGUCAACCUGCUCGACAUGGAGUUGACUCGUCAACAAUCGCGAAUGGGUAUCGUACCGACCCAGGCCUUGAACGUGAUGGACCAAACGGAAUUCGUGACACUUUCAUGACAAAUGGUGUGGUCAAAGCAGAAGCCAUGGAUACUUUGCCAGCCAACGUCGCCGAUGAGAAGAGAGCGGGGCUUUAUCAAUGUCACAAGUGCCAUGUUUUGAAGCGCGAAGCACCUGCAUCACCUUCGCAGAUCAAACCUCGCGAGAAGCCUUCCAAAGAACCUGAGCCAGCCCCAGAGCCAUAUCCUCCAUACCAGCAGCCAGCUUAUGCUCCUCCGCCUGCGCCACCAGCACCGCCUGUGUAUCCAAUGAGUCGGCCUGCGCAUGAGAUCAGUCCAGCUCCUCACUCACAUCCACCUGGACCAAUUCCCCCCCAUCAUUCGCCUUGGCAAACUGUUCCUCCACCAUGGCCAACAUCGUCGUCGUCGUCGUCUGUACGACCCGCUGGUCAUCAAUCGCCUCCGACAAGUGGACACUACCUACAUUCACCGCUGUACCGGCCACCUCCAGAUUAUGGCCAGCCACCAUAUAGUCGACCUCCUCCACCUCCGUCGCCGUAUGGUGCACCUCCACCGCCACCGCCACCGCCCCCAGCACCUGUUCCAUUACCCCAGCACUCGCCACAAGGCCCAGGACCGUAUGGGCACCCUGUGCAGCAUCACCAUGCGCCACCAAUCUCGUCCCCAUCUGCGCCAAGAUACCCUUCACCUCCUCGAUUUGGGGCUGAACGGCCUCGAAUCCCGUCGCCUAGGCUUAACCUUGGAACACCGAGUCUUUUGUCCCGCCCAGCCUAUGCUCCUGAACCUCCUCGUGCAAGCACAAUUCCUUCUCCAGUUAAUGGCUACGCUAUGCCACAUGGGUCUGCACCGAGAGGAUAUGGACAAGCUCCACCGCCGCCACCGCCUCCUAUGGCCAGACAAACCUCUAGCGCCCCAACAUUAGCUCAGAUUACACAGUCGACUGAGCAAGGAGGUCAUCAACAUUCACGUCAGCCAAGUGCGGAGAGUACGUCGAGAUUCUCAGUGCGACCGAUACCAAUGGAAAGUCCCAAUCAACGACCAAUCACACCAGCCACCACGGCAGCGUUGAGAGAGGAGAAACGAGAAGGGACAGGUGCAAGUGCCAGCCCCAGUUUGCGAAACUUGCUUAGCUAGUGGCCAGAAACUAAGAAACGCAAACUGAGGAGCAAAACAGAUUGAUCAGGUCAGGGUAUGUGUUAGGUUUUCGGUACUGAGGGGGUUUUCCGUGAGACGACAAUGACUUGACGAAGAUGUGAGGGGAUAGACAAGGAGACAAGGAGACAAGGAGACCGAGCUGGCCUUGUGACGUGGCUUACAUGGACCACGGUCCACUGGUGGGAAACUUGCUAAGUCGAGCUACUCAGCAGCGGACAAACAGAAGCCAUGAUAUCUCCGCCUGCGAUCUACGCCUGACAUGGAUAUGUUUAUGGACAUUGACGUAUUGAAAUUCAUGUAUGUAUGUAUAACUAUUACCUCGAGGUAUUCAAGUUUUGGUCCAGAAUAGACGAGAAAAUACAAGAACGAGAGGCUUUGGCCAACGAUUCGUUACUA
Molecule: messenger RNA, 6280 nt
Organism: Exophiala mesophila
Lineage: Eukaryota; Fungi; Ascomycota; Eurotiomycetes; Chaetothyriales; Herpotrichiellaceae
Exons: 2
Coding region: 626-5863 (1745 amino acids)
Biological process (GO): histone catabolic process
Cellular component (GO): Lid2 complex
Molecular function (GO): ubiquitin-protein transferase activity; chromatin binding
Source: RefSeq, a predicted model, not a curated record